Eucalyptus grandis is the source of this 1682-nucleotide messenger RNA. Its product is annotated as E3 ubiquitin-protein ligase At1g63170. The record is from RefSeq and is a predicted model, not a curated record. Lineage: Eukaryota; Viridiplantae; Streptophyta; Magnoliopsida; Myrtales; Myrtaceae. The transcript is spliced from 4 exons. Bases 1 to 1209 code for a protein of 402 amino acids.
AUGGAACAAGUGGAGAGUAGUAGUGGUCAUCGGCACAUAAUUGAUGUAGAGAGAAAUGGGGACGCCUCAUUGACAGCAUCUCAUGGUGAUCAGCAACGCAGGGUAGACUCAACAGAGGAUGAGGAUGGACUUUCGCCUAUCAUGCCAGCCCUUGCGGAUCAAACAACUGUAAAUUCAUCAAACAGAUUGAACUCCGUGAAUUCCUCUAGCACGAGAAGAAGGAGUGAUGAUUACCACCAGCAUCGAACAAGUCCAUUGAAUUCUGGACUAUGGAUUUCAGUGGAGUUAGUUGUCACCGUGGGUCAAAUUAUAGCAUCCAUAGUGGUUUUGUCAUUGUCAAGACAUGAAAAUCCAGAGGCUCCACUAUUUGCAUGGGUUGUAGGUUAUGCAUCUGGUUGUGUGGCAACACUGCCUAUUCUUUACUGGCGUUAUCAUUCUGGCAACCGUGGUAGUGAUCAGCAGUCCAGUCGAUCCCAUCGAGGGACUUCUCAUAGUAGUCAAUCAGAGCCUAGCUCUUAUAUAGCUAUCUCUGUCACACAGUCCACAGAUGAGGGCAAUCAACAUUCUGAAGAAUCGGCAUCAUGGAAUGGCCAAAUUGCAGACACUCUGAGUUCACGAAUUAGUGGGCUGGUGGACCAUUUCAAGAUGGCCUUAGACUGUUUUUUUGCUGUAUGGUUUGUUGUUGGCUAUGUGUGGAUUUUUGGAGGUCACUCUUCACCUUCUGAUACUCCGAAACUGUUAUGUAUAGCAUUUCUAACUUUUAGCUGUAUUGGAUAUGCCAUGCCUUUUAUACUAUGUGCAACAAUUUGUUGCUGCCUACCUUGCAUAAUGUCUGUUCUGGGCAUCCGAGAAGACUUUUCGCAGACAAGAGGAGCCACCUCAGAAACCAUCAAUGCUCCUCCUAUCUACAAAUUCAAGGUGAAGCAAGACUUAAAUGCUGACGGUGAGGAAUUUAACACAGGAGGAAGUGAAGGCGGGGUCUUGGCUACAGGGACAGAAAAGGAGUGUUUCUUGUCAGGAGAAGAUGCGGUUUGCUGUAUUUGCUUGUCAAGAUAUGCAGAUAACGAUGAACUUAAAGAGCUACCUUGUCACCAUGUCUUCCACGUUGAGUGCAUUGAUAAAUGGUUAAAGAUCAAUGCCUCAUGCCCCCUCUGUAAAAGUGAGAUUAGCGAGAGCAGUGGGCUUUCGCAAUCUGACAGAGACAGCUAGAACUGAGGACGAGUUUCAAGUAGCUCAAGAAUUUGCAUAAGGGAGCUGCCCAUGAAUUUGCCAACUACAAUGUUUGCUCAUCGGACUUACGAUGAAACAGGGCCUCUUCGCAGAUACGUGUAUUGACUUGGCACAGGUAGCAAGAGGUUAUAUCUGCAAAGAGGUUCUCUUGUGACGCAUCGGAUGAUUUACCAUUGCUACACUACACUAUGUAGAAGUGAAUCUCUUGCUUGGGAGUGGUCCCACCUUCUCAGGACAUGUAAAUGUGAGGUCGAAGUUGAAUGGUCGGCUCAUACGCCGGGUCCCGUGAAACGAUCUGGGGGUGUUGCAAUGGCAAAGGAAUCUUUGCGCACAGAUCCUAUCUCGGGAUAAUGGUAAUGAUGUAUAUAGCUUGUUCGAAAAUACAGCACAUGGUGUAUUUAAUCAUGUAAAUUGCGAUAAACUGUAACUAUUCAUCGUGUCAUGUUCUCCUA